GAGAAUGGGAAAUAAAUAUAUUUUAAAGAUAUUAAGGGGUAAAUAAAUAAAAAUUAAGUUUAUGUGCUAAAAAUGUAUUUUCUCUAAGUAAAAAUACCCUACCGAGCAACUCUAGCCUGCAAUUCAUUCAUCAUCAUCAACUUUUUACUUCAAUCCAUAGACACUAUCAAAAUCUUCUAAAACUCAGUAACACUUACAACACCCAAUCUGAAAAUCCUCAGCAUAAACUCCACAAAACGGCAUGGAUAUUUUCUCCGACGAGCACAUGUACCGCGAUCUCUUCCUGCAAGCAAUUCUAAUCCUCAUCACAAUCUUCAUGUUCCUUUACAUGUACAAUAUCCCUCAAAAAUACCUCUCCAAUCUCCGUUUACGCAACCGCUCCAACAUCCAAUCAAAGAAGCACUUCGUACAAGGCGCUCAGCUCCUCUCUCAAGCCAAAUCAGCCGCCGCAGCAAAACAACACUCAGCAUCAGCACAAUCUUCUUCUUCUUUAGCUAAAUUAGCGGAAGAGCAAGCCGAUUUAGCGAUUUCGCUGGAUUCGUCAGACGCUGCUUCGUACAUACUCAAAGCGUUAGCGCUAGACAUGCAGGGGAUGAAGACAUCCGCGCUUGAUUCGAUCGACGUUGCGCUUUCGCCGCCCGCGGUGAAGUCGUUGUCGGAGGAUGAGAGAGCGGAAGCUUUGUUUAAAAGAGCGCAGCUGAGAUCAACGGCUCCCGGGGGAGUGAGUCGACGAGUUGACUCAGUGAUUGAGGAUUUGAACGAGUGCGUUAGGUUGAAAGGUGAUAAUGUUAAGGCGUACUGUUUGUUGGGGGAUUGUUAUGAGAAAAAAGGGAUGAAAAUUGAGGCAAAAUUGGCUUAUUUGGAUGCAUUAAGAGUUCAGCCUGAUUUCGGUCCUGCUACAGAGGCAAUUGAUCGUCUGAAUUCAGAGUCUUGAACUGUAAUGGUUUGUUCACCUUCAAAUUAAACAAAAAUGUGUGUUCAACAUUUGGAGAAUUUAGUUCUUUUUGUUUAUGCUAAAACAAUGAUUAGCUUUAGACUUUUAUGUAUCACAGAUAUUCAGGGCAAACUAAUAACUUAUAUGAAGAAGAAUAUGCAUUAUAUUUUGAACAUUUCAGCUA
Molecule: messenger RNA, 1118 nt
Organism: Capsicum annuum
Lineage: Eukaryota; Viridiplantae; Streptophyta; Magnoliopsida; Solanales; Solanaceae
Exons: 1
Coding region: 242-934 (230 amino acids)
Molecular function (GO): protein binding
Source: RefSeq, a predicted model, not a curated record